AUGGCGUUCUUCCAGGAGAAAGGAAACGCCACACUGUGGUAUCCUGACAUCCCCAGGGCUCUGCACAAGAUGGUGACUCCCACACCAAGCUCUCAACUUGCCCACAGUGGGCACCAGGUGGGAGCCGGGAAGGCUGCAGUGAGAGUGAGGACCCGGCGGGCAGGCAGCACCAUGAGUUGUAGUCGGCUCUCCUCGUCCUUCCGGGGCAGCGGGGGCAGCAUGCGGGCUUCCUCCAGCCGCUGCUCGGGCGCUGGGGGCGGAGGGGGCCGCUUCAGCUCUGCCAGUAGCUUCGGUGGGGGCCGCUCUCAGGCCGGUGGCUGGGGAGGCGGAGGUGGUUACGGCGGAGGGUUCGGAGAGGGCUUCAGUGCCGGGAGCUCGGCUAGUCUCCUUGGAGGAGGCGGAGCUGGAGGAGGCUUUGUUGGGUCUGGGGGCUUCGGUGGAAGCGCUGAAGGUGGCAUCCUGCACAUCAACGAGAAGGUCGUCAUGCAGAAUCUCAAUUCUCGGCUGGCCUCCUACUUGGAUAAGGUGCAGUCACUAGAGGAAGCCAACGCCGGCCUGGAGAGACAGAUUCAGGAAUGGUAUAACAAGAAGGGGUCCCGGGUCUUCCAGAAGGACUACGCUCAUUUUUACGACGUUAUCGAGGACCUCAAGAACAAGAUUGUGGAUCUGACCGUGGACAACAGUAAAACUCUCCUGGACUUGGAUAACACUCGCAUGACGCUGGAUGACUUCAGGAUGAAGCUUGAAGUGGAGCAGAACCUGCGGCAAGGGGCGGAGGCCGACAUCAAUGGUCUGCAGAAGGUGCUGGAUGAUCUGACCAUGAAGAACUCUGACUUAGAGAUACAGUUUGACACUCUGCAGAGUGAGAUGAAGGGCCUCAACGAGAGCCAUCAGGAGGAGAUGAGCCAGUUGACUGGCCAGAAUGAUGGCGAUGUCAAUGUGGAGAUAAAUGUUGCUCCUAGCAAAGAUCUGACCCAGAUCCUCAACCACAUGCGCCAGGAGUAUGAACAGCUCAUCUCUAGGAACCGUAAGGAAAUUGAACAACAAUAUGAGUCCAAGAUGACCCAGAUUGAGCAAGAGGUGACAAAGAGUGGCCAGGAGAUGGACAGCAACAUGAAGGAGGUGUCCGAGCUCCGGCGCAAUGCCCAGGAGUUGGAGAUCGAGCUGCAAGCUCAGCUCAGCACGAAAUCGGCCCUGGAGAAGGCCUUGGAAGACACAAAGAACCGCUACGGCGAACUGCUGCAGCAGAUCCAGGAGCAGAUCACAGAGCUGGAGGCCCAGAUCUCUGAGGUUCGGGCGGAAAGCGAGUGCCAGAGUCAGGAAUACAGCAUUCUGCUUAGCAUCAAGACACGGCUAGAGCAGGAAAUUGAGACCUACCGCAACCUCCUUGAAGGCGGCCAGGAAGACUUUGAAUCUUCUGGAGCUGGACAAAUUGGCUUUAGAAGUGGCAAAGGAAGACAAGGAGGAAAUGGGUCUAGAGGAGGAAGUGGAGGCAGCCAUGGUGGAGGAAGUAGUUCUGGAGGAGGAAGUGGAGGCAGUUAUGGAGGAGGAAGUAGUUCUGGAGGAGGAAGUGAGUCCAGGAGAGGAAGUGGAGGUGGCUAUGGAGGAGGAAGUAGUUCUGUAGGAGGAAGUGGAAGCAGCUAUGGUGGAGGAAGUAGUUCUGGAGGAGGAAGCGGAGGUGGCUAUGGUGGAGGAAGUAGUUCUGGAGGAGGAAGCGGAGGUGGCUAUGGUGGAGGAAGUAGUUCUGGAGGAGGAAGUGGAGGCGGCUAUGGUGGAGGAAGUAGUUCUGGAGGAGGAAGCAGAGGUGGCUAUGGUGGAGGAAGAAGUGGGUCCAGGGGAGGAAGUGGAGGUGGCUGUGGUGGAGGAAGUAGUUCUGGAGGAGGAAGUGGAGGCGGCUAUGGUGGAGGAAGUAGUUCUGGAGGAGGAAGCGGAGGUGGCUAUGGUGGAGGAAUUCUGGAGGAGGAAGCAGAGGUGGCUAUGGUGGAGGAAGUAGUUCUGGAGGAGGAAGCAGAGGUGGCUAUGGUGGAGGAAGUAGAUCUGGAGGAGGAAGUGGAGGUGGCUAUGGUGGAGGAAGUAGUUCUGGAGGAGGAAGAAGAGGCAGCUAUGGUGGAGGAAGUAGUUCUGGAGGAGGAAGUGGAGGCAGCUAUGGAGAAGGAAGUGGGUCUAAGGGAGAAAGUGGGGGAAACUAUGAAGGAGGAAGUAGUUCUGGAGGAGGAAGUGGAGGCAGCUAUGGUGGAGGAAGUAGUUCUGGAGGAGGAAGCAGAGGAGGCAGUUAUGGUGGAGGAAGUAGUUCUGGAGGAGGAAGUGGGUCCAGGGGAGGAAGUGGAGGUGGCUAUGGUGGAGGAAGUAGUUCGGGAGGAGGAAGUGGAGGUGGCUAUGGUGGAGGAAGUAGUUCUGGAGGAGGAAGUGGAUCCAGGGUAG
Jaculus jaculus (lesser Egyptian jerboa) is the source of this 2421-nucleotide messenger RNA. It is a transcript of the gene Krt9, whose product is annotated as keratin 9. The coding region runs from base 1 to 2421 and encodes 806 amino acids. Gene Ontology annotation, molecular function: structural molecule activity. Lineage: Eukaryota; Metazoa; Chordata; Mammalia; Rodentia; Dipodidae. Gene Ontology annotation, cellular component: keratin filament. The record is from RefSeq and is a predicted model, not a curated record. The transcript is spliced from 11 exons.